This is a messenger RNA of Aaosphaeria arxii CBS 175.79, 1130 nucleotides long. Its product is annotated as S-adenosyl-L-methionine-dependent methyltransferase. Bases 82 to 936 code for a protein of 284 amino acids. Gene Ontology annotation, molecular function: S-adenosylmethionine-dependent methyltransferase activity. The record is from RefSeq and is a predicted model, not a curated record. The transcript has a single exon. Lineage: Eukaryota; Fungi; Ascomycota; Dothideomycetes; Pleosporales.
CAGCAAUUCUCAACAAAGAAGCCUUUCACUCGACUGUCAACAGUACGCUUGAUUGAGAAUCAACCGGCCCUCGUAUCCAAGAUGACUUCACAGCCUCAACACCCGCACCUACCGCUUCCUGACUAUUUCUCCAAGUUCGCCAGCAUUUAUGCUCGGCAGACGGGUCACUCAACUCUCAACAUUCUUGCCGAGGUCAUCUCCCAAAAUGUCCAGACGUCCGCCCACCCUAUUGGCCCAGACUCCGUCGUUCACGAUACCGCCGCUGGGCCUGGUAUCGGUGCUGCGGCGCUCGUUGCCAAACUCCCCAAAGAGCAGCUUCCAAAGGAGGUGCUAGUUUCAGACAACGUCCCGAUGAUGGUCUCUGGGGCGCGAGAUUCCCUCGUUGCCUCUCCGCUACCCCACGUCGAGUGCAAGGAGCUCGAUUCGCAAGACCUGUCAUCGGUGCCUGACAAUUACUUUACCCACUCGAUUGACAAUUUUAGCAUCUUCACCUUUGUGCGCCCCGCUGAUGCCGUCCGCGAGACAUACCGUACCCUCCGCCCAGGUGGUCUCGCCAUUGUUACCUGCUGGCGCCGCUUCGCACCAAUGUUUAUUGUGCACGCCGCGCAGAAGAAGAUUCGCCCGGACCUGCCACUCAUGCCUACACCGAGCCCGGAGUUCUACGAAGAGGGUGUGCUAGAGAGAGUAGUCGAGGAAAAUGGCUUCACCAAGGACAACGUAACACUAGUCGAGAGGGAGUUGGUCGUCUCCGACGAUGAGAAUAUCGGUGGUCUUACUACGCUCAUGUCGGGUCCCAUGAUGGCCAAGGCCCGCGAAGGGUACACAGAGGAGGAGGAGUCUAGGUGGGUCGAUUCCGUCAAGCAGUCCGUAAAGGAAGAAGUUGAGCAAAAUGGGGGCAUCAAGUUCCAGGCCUAUAUCCUCUUGGCUACUAAAUAGAGGGGCUUGAGCGUGUCCACACAGGACGAAGAAGAGGAGACGUUGAUCGGCUGCCAUUGAGUCCUUGCUGAUCAAAGUCUAUGCGGAUUUGGCCAAAGUGUUUUCUCCUCCGCGUACGCGUGGAUGUAGUAGUAUCACGUGUCUUAGAGAAGCUACUACUUGUGAAUGAAUGCGUGUGCAGCCAGGGAGGUGCG